Molecule: messenger RNA, 849 nt
Organism: Esox lucius (northern pike)
Lineage: Eukaryota; Metazoa; Chordata; Actinopteri; Esociformes; Esocidae
Product: proline-rich protein 36-like
Exons: 6
Coding region: 1-849 (282 amino acids)
Source: RefSeq, a predicted model, not a curated record
AUGGUCUCCUCCUCACCCCCUUCCUCAGCGUGGUCUCCUCCUCACCCCCCUCGCUCAGCUGGGAUCCCCUCCUCACCCCCCUCCUUCAGCGUGGUCUCCUCCUCACCCCCCUCGCUCAGUAGGAUCCCAUCCUCUCUACCCCUGCCUCAGCAGGAUCCCUUCCUCACCCCCCUCCCUCAGCAGGAUCCCUUCCUCACCCCCCUCCCUCAGCAGGGUCUCCUCCUCACUCCUCCCUCGGCAGGCAUGGUCUCCUCCUCACCCCCCUCGCUCAGUAGGAUCCCCUCCUCUCUCCCCCUGCCUCAGCAGGAUCCCUUCCUCACCCCCCUCCCUCAGCAGGAUCCCUUCCUCACCCCCCUCCCUCAGCAGGACCUCCUGGUCACCCCACAUCUCUGCUCUCCCCCCCCUUCCCCUGCCCCCACCUCCUUCACUGACCUCUACUUCAUCUCCCACAAGGCCCUAGGGCUGAGCAGCCUGGCACCAGACAGAUUCCACCAGACGACCAUCACCAGCUUGUGUAUUGACCUCCUGCCUGUCUACGACUACUCUGCCUACUCCCUGCCUAGAUACGAUGGGGAUAUGGGACUCUGUCGUUCCUUCCUGUUGCAAUGCGGUCUCGCAUCGCUUCGUAUACUCCGAGGCGAUGCGCUGAAAUGGGCAUCAGCCAUCUGGGAACGACAGAGCCCGUACACCCAGAGCUACAGCGCCUUCACGAUCAAGAUUAGAAAAGUGUUUGACCACCUGGUCUGUGGCCGGGAUGCCUCCAAACGGCUGUUCGCGCUCCACCAGGGUGUCCGCAGCGUGGCGGAGUACGCGGUUGAAUUCCGUACACUGGCGGAGGAAAACGGAUGA